This is a messenger RNA of Pectinophora gossypiella (pink bollworm), 920 nucleotides long. RefSeq lists its product as uncharacterized. Bases 237 to 920 code for a protein of 227 amino acids. Lineage: Eukaryota; Metazoa; Arthropoda; Insecta; Lepidoptera; Gelechiidae. The transcript is spliced from 5 exons. The record is from RefSeq and is a predicted model, not a curated record.
UCCUGAUGACUAUUGUGCAACUUGCUACCAUAAAAACCCUAAACUUACACAGACCAUAAUUAUUUUUCGACGUGAUUGAAUCGCUCGCGAGUGCUAAGUGGUACGUGCCCCAUCUUCGACGCCCCAUCACCACCCCGCCGCUGCUGUCCACGAAUUAGUGACAGUGCAGAGUCGCCCUGCUGUUUCCCGCUCCAUCCUACCGCCGCGCCGUCUGAGCUGAUUUUUUUGUUUGAUACAUGAGGAUUCGAGCAACACAAAUAAUGUCGGACUCUGAAUAUUAUUCUAAAACAUCCAGCAAAUCCGCCGGUCGAGGAUUUGUUGACUCGGAGGACGAGAUAGCUUUUAGCAGAAAUAAAUCAAGAUCUAUCGGUUCGAGAAACUCCGCCGUAAAGCGUGCGGAUUCGGACGUAGAGAUACCAAGGCAGAAGAAAAAGGAAAGCAAGCUCAGUUCAUCUGCCAAGCGCACAGCAGUGGAAUCUGACGGAGAGACACCGAGGGCUAAGAAAAAGCUGGUUCCAAAGAGAAAGCGUUCUGCGGUAAAGAAACCCGGCGAGGAGUGGCGCGUGAUCGACUCGGAGAGCGAGGACGAGGAGGUUAUCGAGCGCUCCAAGAACGCGUUGCAAUCCUCCUACUCAAAGCGGGUGGCCGACGGGACCGUGCGCCGCACCGCCAAGCUGAACGGAGACCUAUUCGUGGAGCUUAAGCUAUACCAGGUCGCCGACAUCAGACACGUAGACGUAAGGAAACGCUACGAGAAAGCAGUCCUCAGUCUAAAGUAUCAGGCGGACCAUAAUGCGCCGGAGUUACAGCUACUCCAACAGUUUCUCAAAAAAUGUAAACCCAAGUUCGAGACUGAGGGCUACUUUUUCGCAGAUAAGGACGUAAAAGAAUACGUCACGUCUGUUUUUCCUCUUGGGUAG